AUGGCAAGUCAAUUAAAGUCAAGAGGAGGUGCCUUGCAUGCACCAGGCGCAAGUGGAAAUGAUGUUACCAUUGCCAACCCAGAUGAGUUCCAUGCUGCCGUUCAGGCACUGCACACAACUGGUAACCCAAUCAACUGGAUAUUGGUCACCUACAACGGAUCACCCAACCACAUCAAGCUGGAGGCCAGUGGUCGCAAUGGCAUCCACGAGCUCACUCACCACCUCACCGACGAUCUCAUGGCCUACGCCCUGCUGCGCGUCGUGGACAUUGUCGACGGCUUCCCCACCGACAGAUACGUCUACAUCACCUGGAUCGGCGACAAUGUUAAGGGAAUGGACAAGGCCAGAUACGGCACCAACAAGACCGUCAUCACCAAGCUGUUGGGUCACUACAACGUCGAGAUAAUCGCCUCGUCCAAGGCCGAGAUCAGCGAACAGGAGAUCGUCAACAAGGUGUCUGACGCCAGUGGCAGUCGCAACAGAACUGGCGACACAGUGCCCAAGCACGUGCCCGCCCCCACCCUCACCUCGGCCGGCUCAGCCAACGCAUAUGGCAGUCGUUCGGCCCAGGUCAAGCUGCCCACUGUCAACACCACCUCUGUUGGCCUGUCAUUCAUCGAUGAAGCUGGUCUGCGCCAGCUGGUGCAGGAGGUCAAGUCACCACAGUCAUCAGUCAACUGGAUGCUUAUUGGAUACGAGAACAAGGAGCAGAAUCUCAGUUUGAUUGGCAAGGGCAAUGGAGGACUGCGUGAGUUGGUAUCACAUCUCAGCUCAAGCAAGGUCAGCUAUGGUAUUGUAAAGGUGUCGGACAAGAUUGACAACAGUGUCACCACCAAAGUGGCCCAGAUCAACUGGGUCGGUGUCAACGUCUCGCCAAUGAUCAAAGGAAAGAUCACAUCACACAAGGGUACCAUUGAUGAGUUCUUUGCCCCUGUACAUGUUGUAUUAUACGGUGAGGUUACUGAUGAGUUGACUGAGGAUCGUCUUCUAGCAAAGGUCCAAGCAUUGAAGGGUAGCACUACCACUCUCUAA
Messenger RNA from Acytostelium subglobosum LB1, 1032 nucleotides. RefSeq lists its product as hypothetical. The record is from RefSeq and is a predicted model, not a curated record. Gene Ontology annotation, biological process: regulation of actin filament polymerization. NCBI's taxonomy places the organism in Eukaryota, Evosea, Eumycetozoa, Acytosteliales, Acytosteliaceae. The coding region runs from base 1 to 1032 and encodes 343 amino acids. Gene Ontology annotation, cellular component: actin filament; plasma membrane; site of polarized growth. The transcript has 2 exons. Gene Ontology annotation, molecular function: actin filament binding.